UGCUCUCCCAUCAAGAUCCUGAGAUCCAUGUUCAGUCUUCUAUUUCUCGUGAAGCUUUUGCUUCCUUAAUGAAAAAUAGACUUUAGUUAGAUCCGGUUUUGCUAUUAUCGAUGGUAUCAUAGAAAUAUGAUGCAUAUAGACUUUUGCUUAGGUGCAAGAUUUUUGUUGUUCUUUAAUGAAAAAUAUAUGAGUGAAUUUGAAGAUCAUCAAUCAAAACAUAGAGCCAAUAGGUUUCCCCAAAAGCUCAUUUGGAUCUAGACACAAAGUUUGAUGUAUCUUAUUUAACAAUGGCUAAUAUAGAGUCAAUGACUGUAGUGGAAAAUAUUCACUUUUAGUGGGAAAAGAAUUUAAGCACUUUACUUGUGAUGUUAUACUUGAUGAUAAGAUUCAAUAUAUCACUUUUAAAAUUUAAAACAAAGAUACAAAAUAUUUGUAUAAAUAUACCAUGUUGAUAUACUUAAUAUUGUUAAUAAUAUGUUUUCUAAAACUUAUAAAUGAGAAAUUUUUACAGAUGAAAGUGUACAACACAACAUGAUAGUCAGUAUUUUUUUUCAAUAUAUAGCAUGAAAUAAUAUAAAAUGAUCAUAGAAUUAUAAUUCAUUAACUAUGAUAAUUUGAGAAUACUUUUUUAUCUUAUAGUUACUAUUUUUAAUAAGACUUUCUAUGAUAAAUAUAUAAAUUACAUAUCAAAAUACUUAGAAAUAUGUAUAACAUUAUUUAUGAUAUAUUAUUUUUAUAGACUUAUAGUUGAUUAAAUACUAGGUUAUACUCCACCUUAUGUAGAUACAAUUUUAUGUUCUAUAUAUAUUAUUAUGAAUAUAUUUAAAAUAAUUACAUAGUUACUGAAUGUAGAAUUGUAAAAACAAAACAUUUAAUUCUAAAUUUGCUUUACUAAAAAGGUGUGUGUUUACAUAUAAGAACUUAAUAUAGGCCCAAUUUGAAUAUAAGAAAAUAAUAGGCCCAGAUAAAAAAGCCUAUAGUUUCAUUAGCCAGCUCCGCUUUUAGACUUCCAGUCUCCAUAGAAACAAUGCAGAUCGUGUUAGACUUCUCCUCCGCCUUUCCCCACCCACGCGCCGCCGCAUUAGCCACCACCUCCACAUCCAGUAUCUCAAUUUCACAUUCUCCGGCGAUAAAAUUUCACUCUACGAACGUAUCUCCCUCCUCUAAACUACUAUUAGCUUCCUCUUCUUCUUCUCGUAGAUGUUUCAUCUGUCGAUUUGACAACAAUUCUCCGCGGUUUGAUUCCAGCGACGACGAUUAUUAUAACGAGGAUGAGAGUGAAACCAAUGAAGAUGAUUGUUUGAUCGAAUGCUUGGCAGAUGGGAAGACGGAGGAUGGGGUGGUUCUCAUCUCGGUGGAGAAGCUCGAGAAGAGCUCGCGGCGGAUACGCUCGAAGGUUGGAAUUGAAGCGAGUCUCGAUGCCGUGUGGAGCGUGUUGACUGAUUACGAGAAGCUGUCGGAGUUCAUACCGGGCCUUGUCGUCAGCGAGUUGGUCGAGAAGGAAGGCAACCGUGUUCGUCUUUUCCAGAUGGGACAGCAAAGCAUCGCUUUGGGUCUUAAGUUUAAUGCCAAAGCUGUUCUAGAUUGUUUCGAGAAGGAGCUUGAGAUUCUACCACAUGGGAGGAGACGUGAAAUCGACUUUAAGAUGGUAGAAGGAGAUUUUCAAUUGUUUGAAGGCAAAUGGUCCAUUGAACAAUUAGACAAAGGGGAGGCUUCGGACUUACAGUUUAAAGAUUUUCCGACAACGCUUGCAUACACUGUGGAUGUAAAACCAAAGAUGUGGUUACCGGUACGGCUAGUUGAAGGAAGAUUGUGUAAUGAGAUAAAAACAAACCUUUUGAGUGUUCGAGAUGCAGCUCAGAAAGUCAUUGAAGGUGUUAUUCAUGAUCUUUGAGUUUUUUGUUCCUCUUAAGACCAAGUUGAAGUAGUGUUUGUAC
This is a messenger RNA of Brassica rapa (field mustard), 1937 nucleotides long. RefSeq lists its product as uncharacterized. The record is from RefSeq and is a predicted model, not a curated record. NCBI's taxonomy places the organism in Eukaryota, Viridiplantae, Streptophyta, Magnoliopsida, Brassicales, Brassicaceae.